Messenger RNA from Pyrenophora tritici-repentis Pt-1C-BFP, 2556 nucleotides. RefSeq names its product UvrD, Superfamily I DNA and RNA helicase. Lineage: Eukaryota; Fungi; Ascomycota; Dothideomycetes; Pleosporales; Pleosporaceae. The record is from RefSeq and is a predicted model, not a curated record. Gene Ontology annotation, molecular function: hydrolase activity; DNA binding; 3'-5' DNA helicase activity. Gene Ontology annotation, cellular component: nucleus. Gene Ontology annotation, biological process: recombinational repair.
AUGGAGGCUCUGCUCGAGGGCCUCAAUGAGGCACAAAAGAGUGCAGUCACAAGCCCUGCAAACGUCGUGCAGGUUCUUGCGCCACCUGGUUCAGGCAAAACGAAAACACUCACAGCACGCGUCGCGUACCACAUCAACCAUGAGCGAUUGCAGCCAUGGAACAUUAUCGUGUGCACCUUUACCAUCAAGGCGGCACGAGAAAUGAAAGAGAGGAUCAAGGGCUUUGUUGGGGACAAGUUGGAGGCCAAGUUGAUCUUGGGCACCUUCCACUCGGUCGCGCGUCGCUUCCUGUAUCGCUAUGGUCAAGAGAUUGGAAUUGACAAGAAUUUUGGAAUCGCCGAUACCAGCGAUAGCACAUCCAUAUUGAAGCGUAUCAUCACACGCUACCAGUAUACUGUUGAGCCCGGCCAUGCUCGUUCCCGGAUAUCCAAAUUGAAAGCAAAGGGCAUCACGGCUGAUGACAACACACGGACGGCCAAGAACGUCAACGAAAAUGAAUUUGCCAUGGUUUAUUCUUCUUACCAGGAGCAUCUGGCGGCGUCGAAUCUUCUUGACUAUGACGACCUCCUGAUGCGUUGCGUGGACCUCUUGAAGAAGUCGCCAUCGUGUGUCUCGACGAUACAAGCUGUCCUCAUCGACGAGUACCAGGAUACCAACAACAUCCAGUACGAGUUGAUGAGUUUAUUGGCUCAAAAGACGAAACGUAUCACCAUCGUUGGUGACCCGGACCAGAGUAUUUACAGCUUCCGCUCUGCUGAGAUAAAGAAUUUGCUUCGGAUGCGUACCGAUUACCCAGAGUCGGUGGUGAUCAACCUAGAAAACAACUAUCGGUCCUCGGGAUGUAUCCUCAGCUCAGCCAUGGCUGUGAUUGAGCAGGAUGAAUCCCGGCCUCAGAAAGCGCUGGUCGCAACACACGGUAUAGGCGAACAACCCACCCUUCGCCAUCUGAUAUCGGCGAAUGUAGAAGCAAGAUGGAUAGUGGAGGAAAUACACCGGACCAAGACGCUCACAGCUGGACUGCUGAGCUUCAACGAUUACGCCAUUUUGGUCCGCUCUUCUCCCCUUACUCUGCAAAUUGAAAGAGCGCUCGGGCAAGCAGGCAUUCCCUAUCGCAUGGUCGCCGGUACCAAGUUCUUUGAUCGCGCGGAGAUUAAGAUUAUACUGGACUAUCUUCGUGUGAUCAGUCAGCCGGACCACAACGACGCCGUAGCGCGUGUCAUCAAUGUACCGUCUCGGAAAGUCGGCGACGUGACAGUAAAGGCUCUGCUUGAGGAAGCAGAAGUAAGAAAGGUCACUUUGUGGAAGUUGGUGCUCGAUGUGGCACAAGGCCGGAGGAAGCCCCAAUGUAAAGUGUCCGCGCAGGCCAAUAUAGGCAUUUCGCAGUUUGUCAACGUCAUCCUCACAUCCCGUGAGAAGCUUCUGCCUGCCAAGAGCGACGAGUGCGAUCUCUUUGGGUUGAUAAUGCACGUGCUGAAUAAGAUUGCAUUCCAAUCUUAUCUCAAGCAGGCACACAAGGAGAACUGGCAAGAUCGAUGGGCAAACGUCGAGGAGCUGAUAAAUCAGGCAACCCAGAUGGCAACCGCCGUCGCCAAUGGUGAGGAGAUAUCAGACGACGCCUUACCAGAGGUGGAGGGCCUCGAACAGCGGAGUGAUACCGCGGCUGACCUCUUGUCGAAGUUUUUGGCCAAUGUAACACUGUCGAGUGCUGCGGAUCAAGACGGUAGCGAACUAGACCAAGUCACCAUCUCCACCAUUCACGCAGCAAAGGGGUUGGAGUGGCCUGUCGUCUUCAUGCCCGCCGUAUACGAUGGAUCUAUCCCACACUCCCGCGCCGAAGAUCAAGACGAGGAACGGCGUUUAUUAUACGUCGGCAUGACGCGUGCACAGGGUCUGUUAUACUUGAGUUGUCCAGUCAAGCAGUCCGGCCAAGAGCAAACGACGCUAUCAAGGUUCAUUUCCGACCGCAAGAUCCAAAAGCUCUUCAACGAACGAGGACCAGAUCUAGCCUUCAAACGAAGCACCAUCCCAGACCUAGCACGUAUACUACGCAGAAACUGCCCUACAACCGCAGACAUCGACGCAGCCCGCAAUCUCCUCGACCGACCCGAAGACGACAAAUACCCAGCAACACGCGAAGAACUCGACGGAGACGACUCAACAUACGGCGCCCCCUGGGACAACAAUAACAACCACAAGAACCCCGGAACCACCUACGGAGCCUCAAAGAAGCGUAAACUAAACAACCCUACCUCAUCCACCACAGCCGUUCAUUCAGUCCCAACAACCAUGACCCGCACAGCAGGCUUCUCCACCGCCUCAACAACAAUGCAAGCCAUCAAACCCGGCUUCACCAGCGCCCUCGACCUAGGUAACCUGCAAGCCAUGCAACGAGAAGCCGAACGCAUCCGCAUGCUCGCCGCCACCUCACCCCCCUCACCCCCCUCACCCCCCUCGAAAAAACCAGAACCAGCAAAGCCCCCUCGCGCUAAACCGAACAAACCCCGUCCUACAGGCCAAGGCGCAAUAACCAAUUUUUUCAAACAGAAAAGAGGCUGA